AUGGAGUGGUGGCGGAGGAUGGUACAGAAGAAGGCACGCGUCUCUGUUACUGCGAACGAGAGUUCGAAAAAGGAAGGAAACAAUCCAAGCAUGUUUGAAAAGUUCAAAGAAGCGAUGACAAAGGAGUUCGAAAUGACAGAUAUUGGGCUCAUGGCAUUCUACCUUGGCAUUGAAGUCAAGCAAAUGGAAGAUGGGAUCUUCAUCUCACAAGAAGGUUAUGCAAGGGAGAUAUUGAAGAAAUUCAAGAUGGAGAAUAGUCAAUCUAUAAAAACUCCUGUAGAAUGUGGAGUCAAGCUAUCACAGUUUGAUGAGGGAAAAAGAAUUGAUCCAAUAUUUUUCAAGAGUUUGGUUGGAAGUUUGCGCUACUUAACAUGCACAAGACCUGAUAUUCUUUAUGCUGUUGGACUUGUCAGUCGCUACAUGGAGACUCCGACUGUUACCCACCUGAAGACUGCUAAAAGAAUUAUGCGCUAUAUCAAAGGUACAAUUGAUUUUGGCUUAUUUUACUCAUCAUCCAACAAUUUCAAGCUUGUAGGAUAUAGCGACAGUGAUUGGGCUGGAGAUAUGGAUGAUAUAAAGAGCACUACAGGGUUCGUGUUCUUCAUAGGAGACACUGCUUUCACUUGGAUGUCAAAGAAACAACCAAUUGUCACUCUUUCUACUUGCGAAGCAGAGUACGUGGCUGCAACCUCAUGUGUUUGUCAUGCAAUUUGGCUUCGAAACUUAUUAAAGGAGAUAAGUUUACCACAAGAAGAGGCGAUUAAGAUUUGUAUUGAUAACAAGUCUGCAAUCGCGCUAGCAAAGAAUCCUGUUUUCCACGAUAGAAGCAAGCACAUUGAUAUGCGUUAUCACUACAUCAGAGAAUGCAUCGAAAGAAGAGAGAUACAAGUUCAGUACGUGAAGUCUCAAGACCAAGUUGCAGAUAUUUUUACCAAGCCACUGAAGAUUGAAGACUUUAUUAAAAUGAGAAGUCGGAGGCAGAAGGAAUCGGCGACGGGUUGCGAAGGGAGUUGGCUUGCAGGCUCGACAACAUCCACGAGGCCUUUGAUUGCGGAGAACGAUCGUGAUAUAGGAAGUUCGCGCGAAGGAAGUUCGGGACAUUUCAGGAGUUGCGAGAACAAAGGAUUCGCGCGCGACGCAGCGAAUCGCGACAUUCAGGGACGUAUUCGGCCUCGCCCAGGGUUCUGUGAGCAUCGAGUAACAGGCAGAUCAUUGGGCUGA
Molecule: messenger RNA, 1221 nt
Organism: Phalaenopsis equestris
Lineage: Eukaryota; Viridiplantae; Streptophyta; Magnoliopsida; Asparagales; Orchidaceae
Exons: 3
Coding region: 1-1221 (406 amino acids)
Source: RefSeq, a predicted model, not a curated record